Molecule: messenger RNA, 951 nt
Organism: Cladocopium goreaui
Lineage: Eukaryota; Dinophyceae; Suessiales; Symbiodiniaceae
Source: the annotation of a GenBank genome assembly
AUGGAACGCAGCAAAGCCCAGGAGACGCUUCAGACCUUGCGGUCUGUGAACCCUCAACGCUGCAUGUCCCUCCUCACGGAGCUGGCUUAUUCCAGUCACUCUCCUGUUGAGCGACACCGUUGGUUGUCGGAGGCCGUUUCCUGCGCCCGUGGGGACGCUUCCAGAAAGCUCUUGCAUGACCUCGGGGAGGCCAGCUUGGUGAUCGACCGCCGGGACGAAGCCAUGUCGUACUUCGAGCAGGCCUUUCAGCAUCCUGACGGGCCUGACGUGGACACGGCCAAAGCAUUGGCACAGAUGUAUGUCCGGAAGGAUCGCACCAAGGAUGCCUUGGAAGUGUACCGAGUGGCGCUGCAGAGUUCGCCCGGCAGCUUGCCUCUCAUCCGCAACUACGGCCAGUUGCUCCUAAAGGAGGGUCGAAGCAGUGAAGCCAUUGGUGCCAUCAGCAGAGGUGCACGACUGGCUCCUGCGAACGAAGCUUCUGCUCUGCACCUGUUGUUGGCAGAGUUGCAUCAGGGCCUGGGUCAAAUGAGCGAGGCCCUGAUUGCUUGGGAGGCGGCUGCCAGCCUCAACCCUGAGAGUGUUGCCGCCUGGCGUGGCUUGGCCGCCGCUGCGCGGUCCGACGGACAGCUGCACUUGAGAUCCCUCCGAAACUUGGUGAGGUUGGAGCCCGGUAAUGCCGAAUGGCACGCUCAACUGGGCGCCCUUCGUUUGGCCGCUGGUGAGGUGGUGGAGGCUGAGGCAGACGUGGACCGAGCCUUGAAGUUGGAUCCCUGCAACGGCCCGGCGCUGGAGCUGAAGGCCCUGCUGCUUGAGAAAGCUGGGAAGGAGAGCCAAGCGCUGGACUUUGUGGAGCGCGUGGCACGGGAGAACAAGAGCUCCAAGGCUGUGGUGGCGGUCGAAUUGACAGGGAAACUUCACUGGGAAAGCGUUCAUUGGAUUGGUUUACUGUAG